Messenger RNA from Falco peregrinus (peregrine falcon), 2629 nucleotides. It is a transcript of the gene MEI4, whose product is annotated as meiotic double-stranded break formation protein 4. The coding region runs from base 119 to 1354 and encodes 411 amino acids. The transcript is spliced from 5 exons. The record is from RefSeq and is a predicted model, not a curated record. Gene Ontology annotation, cellular component: lateral element. Gene Ontology annotation, biological process: DNA recombination; spermatogenesis; oogenesis. NCBI's taxonomy places the organism in Eukaryota, Metazoa, Chordata, Aves, Falconiformes, Falconidae.
CCGGCGUUUGGCCGGGACAAGCACGAGUGGGAGCGCAGGGCCUCUGCCCGAGGGCUCCCGCCGAACCGCCGCGCCGCAGGCCCCCUCUGAAGGCGGCUGCCGGCCGCCGCCCCUCGCCAUGGAGCCGGGGAGCGGCCCCAGCGGAGGGGCUGCCGCUGCAGAAAUAAAAGGCGGAAGAAAAAAUCAAGAUUGGUAUUUGAAAAUUUCAAAACUAGCAUUGGCUUUUGCAAUUAUCCACUCAAAACCACCAGGGAAGAGUUGCAAAGAAUACACUGAGCACCUUGCCAAAACUCUAUCCAAACAAGACUUUGGAUGGAAGUCAAAAGUUGAAGUGCUGGAAGCUGAAGUUCUUCGAUUACGUCAGGAACUUCUUUUGAACAAGAUCUGUCCGAGAUUCUGCUUGGAAAAUGGAAAACCAAACACCUCUGCUGAAACUCUUCUGGAUCAGGAAUAUAUAAACUCUAUGAGUUACCCAAGCCAGCUAGAAGACUCUGGAUGUGAUGUCUGUAAUGACUAUGCAUUUGAUUCUUUAGGUAUAGCUUCUGAUUUUCACCAAUCUGAGCAUAAUGUCAACACUUCUAAACAUUGGUUGGAAGGAGUUCCCCCCGUGGGUCUUUGCUGUAUUAGCACGGAGGAAUCUCUGACUGCUCCAGUGCAGUUUUUGCAACAUCUGCUUGAAAUAAGAAAGCUGUCAGAAGGAAGAAUUCUUCAAGCAGACUUCAAAGAGCUUGAGAAUGAUUCUUUCACCGUAUGUGAUUCAGUGUCUCGGUUGCUUGAUGGACUGAUUGUUUUUUAUAACAGUCCUAAACUUCCAGUUUCAAAUUUUAUUACUGAAGCAGUUAGUGUUUUGAUCAGUUUAAUAACUGAUACUAAAUUAUCUAAUCAUGUUUUGAAGAAGUGUUUCAAGAAGCUGGAAGAAUUUAAGAAAAAUCUAAUUCAGAUUAUUUUAAGAAACAGCAGUGUCAAUAGGUUUCAGGCACUGCAUGCUGUAUCACACACACUGGUUUUGCUAGGAAGGAACAACAUACUAAGAAGUGCUUUAAUAUCCCUUCUACUAGCAGAAGUACAUCAGUUUGCUGAGCAGCUGUUGCAAGCUCACCAGAUCCAGGCAAUGUAUAACAUUACCCAGUAUGAGAAUAUUUUUCUUUUGUGCAUGAUUCUGGAACAACUUCUUCAAAAUGAGACAGAAGAAAGUAACGUUUCAAGCUCAGACUACGAUGGAGAGGAAAAAAUCAAAUUUCUGAAGAACCUUGAUCAAAUUAUUCUUCAUCUCUCAGAUGAAUUCCCUUUGUUUUCUUUGUAUUUAUGGAGAGUAAGUGUUCUUUUGAACUCAGCUCAAAUACAAGUUGAUUAAAACAAGCAGACUGCUUUUUAAUAGUGCAUUUAUUGUGGGAUUGCAUUGGAAAAUUCUCAAGCCAGACAGGAGAAUUGUUGUAAUUGGAAAAUAUUUACAUUAAACUACUAUGCUAUACAGCAGUUUCAGAGAUAAUGCGAUUUUUUUCCCAAUUUUAAAUACAGAAAAAUAUUUAAUAAUCCAGGUGCUGUUUUCAAUAAAUGCUUUUUCUCAUAAUGGAAAACGGUAAGUUGAUGUUUGUGUACACAGUGAAAAUGGCAACAAAGAAAGUGUUUCAGGUGAUGAUUAAAAUAAUAGCUAUGCAUUUUAAAGUCAAGACACAACGUGUGUUUAAAGCUUCCAAAUUAGGAAAGUAUUGCCUUUCUUUUAAGAGUUGUAUAGCUUCUGUGUGCUUUAGAGACAAUGGCUGGUUGGCAGAAACAAGAAUAUUUUAAAACUUGGUAACUUACUGCUGCAAAUUCUUACAGGAAAGUCUUGGUUUCUGAUUUAUUCAAAAGAGUCAUUAACCUGAGCAAACUAAAUCUGCUGCUCAGUUUUACAACUCCUACAUUUAUUGUAUACUGCUUGGCUUUACCCGCGUAGGCACAGUAGGCCUAAUUUGGUCCAAAUUGACUAAUGAUUUCAAGGAUCUAAUCUAAAUAAAUUUAAUUCAUUUCAUGAUUACUUUAAAACUUUCUGUUCAAAAUUAAUGAAUGUUGAUAAAAUCCCCUUUGAAUAUUUGUGUUAUCUGAUUUUUAAAUUUUUAUUUCUGUGUGAUGGAAUUACAUUCAUAGUAAUAAUCAAAGCAACAUAUUGUAACAGAAAUAAUCUUAAACAUAAAAGGCCUUUAAAAUAUGACUUCAGCAAUACCUUAACUGAUCCAGAGUCUUUGAUAAACUUAGAGGGUAAUUAUUAUGCUGAAUGGCAUUUUUUUCUAACAGAUAAACAACAUUGUAGUUUUAUGUCUCCUAAUAGUGCAUAUUCACUGUAAAUAUGAAAAUAUUUUUAGCAUUAGUCCUUAUCCUUCCCCUUGCACUUCUUUCAUCGGAUUGAUUUUUAUGUCAUAAAAAUUAUCUGAAACACCACUUUUUUAAAAAUGUAAGUGAUUUAUCUUGUUAAUUUGAAUGCAUUUAUUUCAGAUAAUAAAACUUUGGUUUCUAUAUAUGUAAAAUGCACUAGUAUUUACAAAAGUUUACAAAACAAGGUACUUUGAUUGAAUUGGCUCCCUAAAGAAUGAUUCUUAUACUUCUUUAUACACUGGCCACUGCUUUGUUUCUUAAACUUCAUAUUUGGUAU